AUGGAAAGUUUAAGAAUUACAGAUGAUUUAGAAAAUAUAGAUCCAAAUAUUAGAAUUGAAAAACAUAUUGAUAAUUUUGAAGAUACAAGAAUCUAUUUUAUGUUUUAUAUUUUCAAAUCACAAGAUUCUCCAAUUUUCAUUUGGGUAUCAGAUAGUCCAACCUUUUCAACAUUAUCAGUUUCAAUGAAAAUUCCAAUUGAAAAAUCACCAGUGACCUCUCAUUUAUUAGAAUCAAAUUCAAUAACAUCGAAUGAUUCUUCAAAUUCCCUAUCUCAAAGAAUUGUAAUCAAAUUUAAAGUUCAAACAUUCCUUAGUUAUAGCAUAUCACAAGAUAUUCCAGAAAUGAGCCAUUUUAUUGAAAAAACUAUUUUCGAUUUGUUAUCAAAAUAUCUUAAAAAAUAA
Molecule: messenger RNA, 402 nt
Organism: Dictyostelium discoideum AX4
Lineage: Eukaryota; Evosea; Eumycetozoa; Dictyosteliales; Dictyosteliaceae
Gene: psmG4
Product: proteasome assembly chaperone 4
Exons: 2
Coding region: 1-402 (133 amino acids)
Biological process (GO): proteasome assembly
Source: RefSeq, a predicted model, not a curated record